Molecule: messenger RNA, 513 nt
Organism: Ilex paraguariensis (yerba mate)
Lineage: Eukaryota; Viridiplantae; Streptophyta; Magnoliopsida; Aquifoliales; Aquifoliaceae
Source: the annotation of a GenBank genome assembly
AUGACAAGCACACAGUUUUCCUCUCCAAAUGGUGUUGAUUCAACAACAGGCUCUUCAGAAGGUUCUGAAUCACGAUCCUCAUCUAUUGAUUCGGACACACAACAUGGUGGAGGGGAUCAGUCUUCUGAUUUUGAAGGACCAUCUAGUACUGGAGAGACGAAGCUCACACCAGAGAUGAUAGAGAUGACUGCAUACUUUUGUGUGAAAAGUGUGCUCAAGAGCUUACUGACAGAGCACAAGAAUGCCAAAUUUGUGAAAGUGGAUGAAGAGCCAAACCCGAACUACUUUGGGUUGCGAUACCUAAUUCCAGCAUACCUGAAUGCUGUUUGGGAGCUGAUAAGAAGUUUGGCUAUGGGGUACGUAAAAGGGCCGGAAUAUAAGGAGUGCUGGGAAUCCAUUCUGUUCAGGAUAGUAGGACUGGCACUCCCUGGUAUUUCUGCACACAGUCCCAUGGAUUACGUCAACUCUGUAAGGCUUGGAAGGGGUAGAACUAUUCGUAUGUCCUCCUUAUAA